CAUGGUUCAGGUAUCUUUACUGGAUGAGAGCAGUGUGAUGUGUGUUUGGAAAAGGAAAUAAAAGAACAAUUAUUUUCCGGUAAUUUCACAGCAGGAAAACUAGUGAGGUAUCCUAUAAAUCUGUGCAGUUCUGGGUUUUGUAGGGAAGCAUGUAUCCUUUCCACCCAGCUACCAUCUCUCUAAUUAAAAUCCCUGUAUUCUUCCCUUAAUCGAAUAAUUGAGAGUUACACACUGUCUCAAGGAUAAUAUUUACACAUUGCUCACUGUGCUGGGCUCAACCCCCUAAUUAUGGUUCUCAGAGUGUGAUCCAUUGAGAGGAGCCUCCAUGCAGCCCACACACCUCACACAUGCACACACUGCUUCUGUGACACAGCAAGGCUCCUUCUUUCUCUUUAGUUUCUCUCAGGAACAAUUUUUACUCCAGUCAUGACUAGCUAAUGUUAUCAUGUAUGCUGGUGAAUAGGGGAGGUGGAGGGAUCUGCUGUUCCCUUAACAGCCCCCCUCUGCUCUGUGUUGGUGAAUUGGGGGGGUGAUUUGUUUAGUCUCUAAACACGCCCCUUCUUCAGAUACAUUUACAUAUUUUCUUUAGAUUAGUUAAAAAGGACACUGCGUCUUGAGAUGUCAGCGUGUUAUCAUUUUCUGGUGUUUAAACACUGCUGUCAAGACCUGUUUUAAUCUCUUAUUGCAACAGUUAAUAAAAAAGUGUGUCUAGACCUCCACUUUUAACCCUUCGAUGGAAACUGUUCUUCCAGUCCUUGAGCUCUAAUCACUAGACCACACAGCCUCCCUCCCUGCCCUUCAGCUCUGAACACUAGACCACAUUGACCUAAUUUGCACUUAGCACUCCUACCCUAUGUACAGUUUGACACAUUACUCCCUCCCUGCACAUACUUGUAGACCCCUCUUGGAAAAGCCUUUGUAUGUCUUUUACUGCAUGGUACAGUGAUCCUCUUGCUGGCCUGUGAAGGGUUAAUAAAGGCUGGGUCAGAUGGAGAACAGCAAGCCAAUCGGAUUAGCAAGCAGGGAUUAGUUACUGUACUCUAGGCAGUCGUAUCUGCAGGUGAAUCGUGUAACAGAGGGGGAGCAGAAAGAGAGAGAGACAGCCUGGACUUUGGAACAGAACUUGCAGGGGAAAGUACAAGAGAGGGUGAUCUGUUUAACUUUGUGAACAGAAAGAGAGCAAGGAGAGGGAAGACUUAUAAACAGCAAUACCUGAACAGGCGUGGUCUUUGUCUUUGUGACAGGCAAUUUGAAAACCUUCGCAGACUGAUCUGAUCACAGAUACUGCACAUUACCUGAGGCUGAAGCAAGAAAGAAACCAAAAAUACAAACAGGUGAAACAGAGCACUGGUACAGCAAACAAAAACAACAACACGCAUGCAGGACAACACCAAAGCCUAGAGUUUCUGUGAGGUUAACUUGAGAGCUACACAACGUUUCUGAACCUCAGAAGUGACGCGGAGAGUGGAAGUGCAGUGUGCGCUUAUCUGCUGCUGUAUCUAUGUAGCUUGAGAAGAAUGACUACCCUGGAGAAGGAUUAUGAGACACUCACGAAUGUUCUGAGCACACCUGAGGGACAGACGGGCGGACGGCCACAGGACACAGAGAAAGACUAACACUAACUUGCUUAUUAUGUAUUAGUUUCAAUUUUCACACUCCCAGAUAGUCACCCUUGGUUUCACACCGGCCCAGGGGGCAGCGCUGCAUUUUGUAAACAUCCUCAGUACAGAGACUGUAUGUCCAUACGUCUUUAAAUAUACUUGGAUUGCCAGCUUGUUUCAAGAACAGAAAGACACUGAUGGGAGUCUGUUUCAUUGACAGUGAGAGAAGAAGAAGUGCUCAGCAGAUCUCUCAGUCUCUUCCUCCUUUAGGUGAUUUUGUUUGUGUGGAGUCUCAGAGCUACGAGUGAUGAAGACUUGAAGCCAGCGCCUGCCUGUCUCACCUGCACAGUGUCUCCGCCCAGUGCCUGGCCUUUGACCCCCAGUUGUUGCCAUGGCGAAGCUGGGCGCCCUGUCGGCACUGAGUGACUUCCAGAGCCAGGAGCGCUUCCUGCCGCAGUGCAGCAUGGGUAGUGUUGGCAGCGGAGUGGCAGGCCAGCAAGAGUUUGCCAUGAAAAGUGUGGGCACUAGGACCCAGCAGAGCAGCGGGGGUGUGCGCAGUAAUGGCUUCUCGACGCGGGAGUUCCAGCGGCGCUACUCUGGGGAGGAGAGGACCUACAGCUCAGAGAAGAUGCUGGUCUCCAAUUCGCUUUACAUCAACAGCGAGCAGCGACGCAGUGGAGAGCGAAGGGUUAAAGUGGAUCUAUGUGGAAAUGUUACCACCAACAACGAGAGGAACAGCAGCACCGGCAACCUGCCCCCCGUACAGUACCGGGAUCUCCCCAACACCGACCACAGCCAGCAACCGCCAACCAUUUCAGCGAACACCACCGUCAACAGCAAACUGGAGCACCCACCCAAGAUACUGCCCGUCUCCGGGAAACUGGAGCAGACUAACGAGACACUCGUCAGGCCCUCUGCCUUCAAGCCGGUGGUGCCCAAGAGUUUCCAUUCCAUGCAGAACCUUGUGUGCCCUCCACAGAGCAAUGGGUCCAGUGGAGAGGGCCGCAAAGGGCCAGUGGGCAGUAACAGCACUGGCACAGGCGGGCACAUAGAGAGCCCAGGCAUGGGGGGAGGGAGGGAGAGGCCUGUGGUGGGCAGGGCAGGGAUGGGGCUGUCGGACUCUGGCAGGAACUCCCUGACCAGUCUGCCCACUUAUUCAGGCUCCGGCAGUGGGAACACCCAGCCACACCACCUGGGUCUGCUCAGUGCCUCCACAAGCCAUAUCAACCGGCUGGGCACCACAGGAGGCUACGAGAAAGGAGGGGGCAUCAGUGGCUACAACAACGGCCUCUCCACCUCGGACAGCGGCCGCUCCUCCUCGGGGAAGAGCAGCUCCUCCUUCAACAAGCUCAGCCACCUGAACGAGGCACUGCCCUUCAAGCACUCCCCCUCCAGCGACGACAUCAUCCAGGACCUUGAGGAUCGCCUGUGGGAGAAGGAGCAGGAGGUGCUGCACAUGCGUCGUAACCUGGACCAGAGCGAGGCUGCGAUUGUGCAGGUGUUUGAGGAGAAGCAGCGGAUCUGGGAGCGCGAGAUGGAGGAGCUACGACAGAACUACGCUAACAAGCUGCAGCAGGUGUCGCGCAAGACCCAACGCGCCCAGCAGGCAGUGCAGCUGCAGAGCGCCAGGCUACAGCAGGACAAGCGCCGCCUGCAGGAUGAACUUGCAACGCUGCUGGCACAGAGAGAGGCGCUUGAGAGGAAGUGCCUAGACUACAAGAAAGAGCAGGCAGAUAUGCUGCCCCAGCUGGAAGAGACCAAGUGGGAGGUGUGUCAAAAGGCUGGAGAGAUCUCUCUUCUCAAGCAGCAGCUCCGAGACUCCCAGGCAGAGGUGACUCAGAAGCUGGGCGAGAUGGUGUCUCUGCGUGCGCAGCAGAAGGAGUUGAAGGCUCAGCUGCGUGAGUGCGAGGCGACCAUUCUGGGUCUAAAGGACUCUUACAGCAGCAAGAGCCUUGCUUUGGAGCGGUGUGAGGGGGAGCUGCAGAGAACACUGGCUGAGGUGUCCCUGCUGCGAGACAAGCUGGGAAUGUUUGAGGCGGAGGUUCUGGGGCUGAAGCAGGCUCUUGCGGCACUGGGAGGGGGCGGUAGAGCUCCUCACACCCCCCCGGCUCUGCCUCGUCAGUGCCAGUCUGACCAGCUGCUGCAGAGCUGCCAGAGCGACGAGGUGAAGGCACAGAGGCAGGCAGAGGCAGAGGCUGACGUGCUCCGGAGGCAACUAGACCGGCUGCAGGCAGAGCUGAGACUGGAGAGGCAGCAGCGGGAGAGGCAGGCCAUCAGCUUUGCAGAGGAGAGGCACACGUGGCAGGGAGAGAAGGACAAGGUGCUCAAGUACCAGGCCCAGCUGCAGCUCAACUACGUGGAGAUGUACCAGAAGAACCAGGCUCUGGAGCAGCAUGUGGACGAGCUCGGCCCCAAACUGCCCCCGUCUGCCAACGCCCCAAACCCUGCCCUUAACCCUGCUCCUAACCCUGCCCCUAUACCUAACCCUAAUCCUGCCCCUGCUCCUUCACACACCCCUGGAGUGGACAAGAGGCUAAAGACUCCACCCUGGGGUGGCCCAUCCCGCCUUGAGAGGAUCGAGUCAACCGAAAUAUAACUGACUGACACACCGACUGACACUAACACAUACACACGCAUGCACACACACACACGCACACACUGAUUGACACACACACACGCACA
Molecule: messenger RNA, 4283 nt
Organism: Polyodon spathula (Mississippi paddlefish)
Lineage: Eukaryota; Metazoa; Chordata; Actinopteri; Acipenseriformes; Polyodontidae
Product: leucine zipper putative tumor suppressor 3-like
Exons: 6
Coding region: 1993-4197 (734 amino acids)
Biological process (GO): regulation of dendritic spine morphogenesis
Cellular component (GO): dendritic spine
Source: RefSeq, a predicted model, not a curated record